Contarinia nasturtii (swede midge) is the source of this 5272-nucleotide messenger RNA. It is a transcript of the gene corto, whose product is annotated as centrosomal and chromosomal factor. NCBI's taxonomy places the organism in Eukaryota, Metazoa, Arthropoda, Insecta, Diptera, Cecidomyiidae. The transcript has a single exon. The record is from RefSeq and is a predicted model, not a curated record. The coding region runs from base 1862 to 2821 and encodes 319 amino acids.
GAGCCCGAGAAGUAUACAACACACAAUUGAGCUCGUUGGCUCAGCUGUUUUUCUGUCUUUGAUUUAUUUUUUUGUGAUAGUUAGAGUUAUAAAAUACAAUCCAAACCAAUUUGAGAAGAACAAGAAAAAACACACACACGCGGAGAGAGACACUUGCAAACAGUUCGCGCAUAAUUCCUUUCGGUUUUUGUUUCUCUAUCUCUCGCUGUAUCGGUUUUCUAUGUUCAAUACGAAAAACAUUUCCAGUUUCGUUUUCUUUUUUCGUUAUUGAAAAACACCCAACACAUAAAUUAGAAACCGUAGAAUCGACCACAGUAUUGAAUUAGUUGAAAUCGGGCAACCAAAAAAAGUACAGAUACCGAAAAGAAAAGGCAGCAGUUUAAGUUUUUUAUGUGAAACCGACAUCAAAAGACUAUCGCUACCACACUCAAUACGGAAUAGUGACCAAAUAAUUACGAGUAAAAACUGUUUCAUAUUUUCCGGGAGAUAUAAAAAAUAAUAUAGACGAAGAAAGUAUUUAGAACAACACAAAUUCUAACAACAAAAAUUAUGUUGAAUUUGAUCCUGAAGACUGAGAGUUUGUGAAUGAAAAUUACGAUCAAAUUGUGCGUGUUUUUGAAAUUUGUGCACCAUCGCAAAUUGUAUUCAUAUAAAUGGAUUCAUUUCUUUGCUGAUUUGGAUGAUUAAAAGACUGAGUUCUUGCAGCCACUACCCCUUUUGUAUAUGUUAUACGUAUUUAUAUGUAAUAGACGAACAUAAAUAUAAGUGAAUUAUAUUUCAUAGUUUUUCAUUUCAUCGAUUUUGCAUAAAUGUUCCUGACAUAAAGAAAGAAUAUAAAGCAACAACAAAAAUAAUAAUACGAAAAAACAACAACCACAACCACCACCACAACCACAUCCAUAACAAUCUACCAAGAAUUAUAUAUAUUGUGUUUGAGUGCUUCAAUGGCAUUUCUUCAAAACAGUUUUAAAUACAUCAAGUAAAGCAGCUUACAAAAGAAUUAUGACCAAAAUCGCGCUGCAGAACGUAGCGUCAAAGUAUUGUAUGUGUGUGAUACAUUGAAAAUUAAUCAGAAUAAUACAUUUUAAGUAAAAGAGCAAAAAAAAAGAGUACAUAAAACAUAAGAAAAAAAGAGCAUGUUUAAAUUGGCUUCUGAAAAUCUAUUGCUAAAUAGAUAAACACGACCAACAUUCAACAGAAAAACCCGACGCGAAAAAAGGAGAAAAAAAAAUCGCUGAAUGUACGACAAGUAAAGAAAAAAAUAAUAAUCGAAACAAAACCAAUCGAAAAAGAAAAGAGCAUUACUUGAAGUUUACAUAUUCCAACGUGAAAUGUGCCAAUUAUUUAAUAAUUUUACAUGUAAUUUAAACAAAAAUAUUUAGUUGAUUUUAGUGAAGAAAAAAAAAGAAAAGAAGGAGUUAAAAUUGAAGAGAAAAAAAUAGUGUUUUUGAGAAGAAAAAACGAGCUGAAUCGAUAUAAUUGUCUAUUACAACAUACCAAAAAUAUUUAACAAAAAAAAAAAGAAUAUAAAAAGGGCAAUUACGUUCACGAGACAAAAUAAGAAUUUGUUUUUCAUUAGUGUGAAACGAUACGCGGCGUGAAAUCGGUGAGAUCAAUUCUUUGCGAACGAAAAACAAAGAAACACAGAAAGAAAGUAAUCAAAUAAAAUACACAUAAAAAUUAACCAAAAUCGAAAGCUGUGAAUUUUUCUGGAUGUUGCCGUGCCAUUGGUGCGAGAAAACGAGAUAACAAAAAAAAAAUUUCUAGUAAAAACAAGAAAUAAAUUGUGUGCACGAAACAAGUGCGGAUGCAUAUAUAGUCGCGUAAUAGAUCUGUUAUUAAAUUGAAGAUAUUUUGUAAGAUGGCAAUGACGGCAUGCUAUUCAAAUUAUGGCCUUUUGGGUGCGGUGUCACAACGUCAACGGCAACAGCAUCAAUCGCAUCAACAGGCCCAACUCUCGACACAGCCAACACAAUUGAUCCCAAUUCCGCAACCGUCGAGACUACAAUCGGCACAAGUUCCACAAAAAGACUUUAGCGUUCCAUUGCAUGUUGAUUGCAGCGUAGAAUAUGAGUUACCAAAUCAAGCCAAACCACCGCCCGGUGCACGCGUCGAACCGCUACUAUUGAUGAUACAUCCAUGCUAUUUUCGUAAAAUAGAAAGCGAACAACGUCGCAGCCCAUUUAUAAAUAAUAUGCCCAAUUCGUCGUCACGAAAUUCAACUCAAAGUCGACGAAGUAGCCGAAAUUCACAACAAAUUACACAAACAUCAACGUCGUAUACAUCGGCGGCCCAACAAAGUCAAUCGCUGCAACAUAAUCCAAAUUCAAAUCAUAAUCAUAAUCACAGCCACAAUAGCCAUAGCCAUAGCCAACAUACACACAAUCAUCAUUCUCAGUCGAUGGAACGCCAAAAACUAGAACAAAAUCCACAAAUCCACCAACGUUCGUUGUCACAACAGGCAACACAACAACAAAAAAUGUCUCAGAUGUCGCAACAGGCGUAUUAUCCAGCCAAUAGCAACAACAAUAAUCCAUCUAGUAUCAAUAAUGCAAAUACCAACAAUACAAAUAGCAAUGAUAGUUCGCUUGCUGACAUCCGGCUGUGCUUAGAUAAUUGGGAACAUAGUCAAAUGGCGGCCAUUCCAAGGGACUUUCAAGCUGGCCUGCCCGACGCCACACCAAACAAUACCUAUCGUGACGACAAAUUGAACGCGUUGAAUGGAAAAUAUCGGCAAUAUUUACGUUCACAUCGAUUGCAUCCAUAUUUGAUGGCAUCUGCCACUGCUUUUCCUCAACUCACAUCAUCCGUUUUCCACUGAAUAUUCAAUGGUGAAUUGCAUAAUUGAAGGACUGCUCAACGACGAUGACGUACACACAACAUCAUACAUGCACAUCAUCUCACAUCGUUUUCAUCUGUUUUUUUUUUUUGCUGAACAUCCGAGCUGCACUCCUGAUGCAAUGAAGGCAUACAACACUCCAGGUGAUGUAUAGUAUCUGCUGACAGCAAUCUACAUUCGAGGCAUUCAAAAUUCUGAAAUUGAGGUAACAAUCGAACAUACAGAGCAACAAACUGAAUAACUCACAAAUAAAAAAAUAUAGACAUACACACAGUUUCUUAACAAAAAUAAAAAAGAAAUAGAAGUAAAAACAAAAUGUGUGACAGAAAAUAAAAGUAACAAAAACAAAAAUGCAGGAUUCUAGAAAUAUUUAAACAAAUCGAAUGUGAGGGUUAUUUGCAAUGCCCCGCGAUAACGAAUAGAUAACAACAAUAAAAAAAAACAACAAAUACGUGUAUAUUUUAUGAAUGGCAACUCAAGAAACGAUUUAACUAAACAGAAGAAACGAAAAAUAAAGUCGCAAAUGUGAAAUUAGAACAUGUAAAUUGCAUAUAGUUAAAUAGCAAUCGAUAAUGUUUUGUAAAGCCAAUGUAUGAACAUUGUGCUGUAAUUACCGAUGAUUUACAUAUUGUUCCACAUACACACACAAAGACAUACACUCAUUCGCAAUUGUUCAUUUCAAAAUACCAUUCACUAAUAACGUAUUAUAUUCAGCAAAAUCAAAUGAUCAAACUGACAUUCCUUCCUGAUUGCAACAGAGCAGCAAAAACAAAAACAUACAUUUGAUAGCAAAACAAAACGAAAAAAAAAAAUUUAAGCGAAAAAAAGCAAAUAGUUAAAAAAAAUAGAGAAAAAAAAGCGUUCUAAUGUGGUGUAAUGCGUUUACGUUUUAAUGUGAGUAUAAUCAGCUUUGAAAAGUAGGCAGCUUACCUAAGAUUGAAUAUUUAAUUGAUAAAAUCUACUACUCUAGCCUAUAGUGAAAUGAUAUUUACUAUCAGUUUAAGAGAAAUCGUGAAUGCAGUAGUUAGUGCCCUUGCGCCAUCGACAUUUCUUUCUCAGAAAUAAACACAUACACAAAUUCCAUAAAUGUAUUCGAUGGACGAUGGGGCUGUAAAAUGAAUCUAAAGAGCAGUCAAAAUCAUGUUCUUAUUUCUUUUUUGUUUCUUUUAUGAUUUUGUUUUUAAUUUUUCUUUAAUCCUCGUAGUUCUUUUUCUUUUAUUUGUUUGUUCGUUUUUUAAAUGUGAAGAGCAUCAAUAAAACCCAAAUACAUAUACUGAAAUAAGCAAAUUAUAUUUUAAAGACGUAUUUGAAACGAAGCAUUUGUACAUUUAUCUAGUAGAAGAAAAUGAAGAAUGAAAAGAAAAUGCUGACCAAACGUCAAUCAACUAGAAGAGGAAAGCAAAAAUUGUUUUUUUUAGUUACAAGAACCCACACAUAAUUUUUGUUUUGAUUCAGUUUUUUAUUCUUGUAUUUAUCUGUGUUUUAUAUACCAGUAAAUUUAUGGAAAGAAAAUUAAAAACCAAUGCAUGCAAUAAUAAGCAUUAUACAGACACAAUCUGAAAAAAGAACUAUUAAACAAAUAGAGAAGGCAAGCAAGGAAAUAAAAACCAGCAAAAAAAAUGAGAUAAAAAACAAUGAAUUGAAAUUUUUAAAAACAAAAAAAAAGCAGUACACUUCAAAAACCGAGAUGAAACACCAAAAUCUACAGUGAACUCAAAAUCAGCGGACCACCUUUUGUCCCCGAGCCAUUUGAUUUUUACACACAUUCACACGCAUACAAUAACAGUGUGAGUGUGUAUGCGAAUCAAAUUGAACAAUUGAACUACAUUGUGGUCCGCAAACAUAAUUAAAUCGAAAAACUCUUCUUUUAUUAUUAUUUUUUUAAAAAGUUUUUGCAUUGCCAACAAUUGUGUUCGAAUUUAUUGAAAACUUUGUUAUCUCGUAGUAAAUUAUGUGUGGCAAUAUAUUCAAGAAUAUAUUAUAGCGAUCAAAAUAUACUAAUUAAAAGAAGCUCAGCACACAGCAUUGCGGUGUAUUGUUGCAAUAUUGGCAUUAUGUAAAUGUUUUUGUUGCAGCAGUGAUGGAUGCGGUAGUGGUGGUAGCGUCGUUCCGGCUCCAUUCUAAGAAGGGCCAGCUCUGAUUGGUCUGCUAGGCAAGAGUUCACUGUAGAAUAUAUGAAAAAUUAUAUAUAUAUAUAUGAAAAAAACCAACCAUCAUAUGCUUAAAAAAAGUUUAAAGUAACAAAAAAAAAAAACAAAAAACAGCAAACAUUAAACACAAAAUGGAAAGGAUGAAAGAAAAACCAUACAUACACAAAACUUUGAGCAACACUGCGUUGCAUUUAAAUGUGAUAUUAGAUUUAUUUCAACUAAUAACAAAUGAAAAGAAACAAAGCAAAAUUAUUAAAAUAUUGCUAUUACAACAAAAAAAAAA